Diatraea saccharalis (sugarcane borer) is the source of this 744-nucleotide messenger RNA. The record is from the annotation of a GenBank genome assembly. NCBI's taxonomy places the organism in Eukaryota, Metazoa, Arthropoda, Insecta, Lepidoptera, Crambidae.
AUGGGACCUGAAACACUUGUAACUUCUUCAAAUGAUAUUCGAGAGAACUUGGUGUCUACUGCUAUAAAAUUUUUAACAAACCCUAGUGUACAACGCUGUACUAUGGAAAGCAAAGAAAGAUUUCUACGUAGUAAAGGACUUACAGAUAUAGAGAUACAGAAAGCGAUUGAGAAAUGUGGUGAACUGAUUGAUGUGCCAUCAAUUACAUCAGAACUAAUGUUCUUUCAUCAGUCAAGGCGGUCAUGGUUUAAAGAUAAUGUAAUGCCAUUUAUUAUUUAUGGAGGUUUAGCUUAUGGAUGCUAUUGGUUCUAUAAGAAUUGUAUAAGACAUUUACUCUUCAUUGAAGAACCAAAGAGAAAAUCAACUUCAGAGUGUAUAGAUGAACUCCGUAAAUCCCUAGACAUUUUAAAUGCUAAUGUGACAUCGCUGCGAUCAGAUAUGCAAGCAACAACACAGCACAGCAUAUUACGAUCACAACUGGACAACAUCAAGUCUGACAUUGCUUCUGUGAAAGGAAUACUACUGAAUAGGAACCAAUUCCCUGCAAUUAAAACACGAUCCGAUCCGCCGUCCAUUCCGGCAUGGCAGAGGCAGUCGGAAGAAGCCACCUCCACGGAAGCAGUCACGGAAGAAAAACAGAAGCCUCACAGAAGUCGCAGCCAGCGAUCAGAAUCUGGCGGUUCGAAUUCCAGCGAAGGCGAACAGGCCACUAAAAACAGUGAUAGCAGCUUAGAAAUUAUGUAA